This is a messenger RNA of Aphidius gifuensis, 708 nucleotides long. RefSeq lists its product as uncharacterized. NCBI's taxonomy places the organism in Eukaryota, Metazoa, Arthropoda, Insecta, Hymenoptera, Braconidae. The transcript is spliced from 5 exons. The record is from RefSeq and is a predicted model, not a curated record. Bases 51 to 599 code for a protein of 182 amino acids.
GGGAAAAAGAUAGUAAUAAGAUAAACUUGAUAAAUAGUUUUAUCAACAUCAUGAAUCAUUUAAUAACAUUAUUUUUUAUAUUACAUGCAUCAAAAUGCAUUCUGGGUGCUGUUGAAUUAAAAGAUCCAACACAAGCUUCGUGUUUUCAAUUUACAUGGCUGAGACCAGAGUAUGAUGACAAUGCAAAUUCAACAAUAAAUUGUUCAUCAUUAAUGCACACACCAUGUGUUAAACCAUUUAUAUACACAAAUGAUUCAACACCACCAAAUGUCAGCUACAUGUGGCAGGAAGAAAAUAGAAAUGAAAUAUCUUGUUCAAUGAGAUCAGACUAUGUUUGCAUCAAGUACAGUUAUAUUUACAAUCAAGCAGUUGUUAAUACAACUUACUUUUGUGGAAAAAUGACAGAGGAUAAAAAAAUACCUCUUACUGAUGGAUGUUAUACGCAAAAUGUUGAUGGUUACACUGUUGAAACUUGUGCCUGCAAAUCUGAUGGAGGACAACAGCCAUGUAAUUCUUCUAAUCAAAUGACUGUAAAAUUUCGAAAUUUUAUUUCUUGUCAAUUAUUUAUUCUUGGAAUUGUUAUCAACAUAUUUUUAUAAUUAAUAAAUAUAAUUACAAUAAAUAAACUAAUUAAUUAAAGCAUUUAAAUUUGUAAAAAAAAAAAAAACUUUUAAAUAAAGUUCUUUUAUUUUUUUUUCUAUAAAAAAU